Messenger RNA from Gorilla gorilla gorilla (western lowland gorilla), 3427 nucleotides. It is a transcript of the gene RNF183, whose product is annotated as ring finger protein 183. Gene Ontology annotation, cellular component: endoplasmic reticulum membrane. Gene Ontology annotation, biological process: protein ubiquitination; positive regulation of endoplasmic reticulum stress-induced intrinsic apoptotic signaling pathway; response to endoplasmic reticulum stress. The coding region runs from base 2268 to 2846 and encodes 192 amino acids. The record is from RefSeq and is a predicted model, not a curated record. Gene Ontology annotation, molecular function: ubiquitin protein ligase activity. The transcript is spliced from 5 exons. NCBI's taxonomy places the organism in Eukaryota, Metazoa, Chordata, Mammalia, Primates, Hominidae.
CACUUGACCCCCUCAGAGAAAAAGCCAGAGUGACUCACAGGAGAAAGACAAAGCAACCAAAGCUUCCCGGGUGUAGAGGAAGUCCAAAGUCACCAGAAGGAAGAAGAAAACCUGAAACAGCGAGAGCUGGCCAAGCGCUGCUAAGACCUAUGCAAAUAAGACCCACCCAGGCUACCUGGAAAUCGGGCCUGGGAAGUCAGAAAACAAAGCACAAGCGUGCAGGGCUGCACGGAAGGGAGGCGGAGGAGGCGGCUCCGAGGGAGCAGGUAAGGAGACAGACAGGAUCGCGGAGGGACGGGUCACAGGGCCCCAGAGUCCAGAGAGGCAGCAGCCGUGCAGCGCGCGACAGGUGAACUCUGGCCUGGGACGGCAGGCUACUGGGUUCAUCUUUCAAACUCAGCCACUCUUUAGCUGGGAAGACUUCGGCAAGUCGCCUCACCCUUCUGAGCCUUGGCUUCCCCAUCUAGAAAAUGGGUCUAAAAAUAAUCAUGCUAACUCUGUAUUGAGCGCCUUCUGUAUUCUACUGGGCACCUUAUAGACUAUUCCUUCCCCAGAGCAACCUUGUAGGAGUGGGAUGAUUAGCCUUUUUUACAGAGGAAAAUGAAGUUCAGAGAGGUUAAGCCAUUUGUCCAAGACAAAUGGUUCCAAAUCUGGUUCCAAAGCCGGCACCUUUCUACUCCCCAUUCAGCCUCUCUCACAGGGUGGUUUUAGAGUAUCAAAUGGCUUUCUGCAAACAACAACAAAAAAUCCCAAAAGGCAAGUAACCUAUCUAGAUGGAUCACCACACUUAGAUCUUAGCAAGGGCCAGGGCCCUUUGUAAACUGUGAAGUGCUAUGGAAAUGCCAGUUCUUGGUUGAAAACAAUGGAGUGAUGCUGGAGACAAUUGAUAUUUGGCGAUGACUUGUUCAUAGACCAAGGAGAUGACUUUGGGGCGGUGUUUAGGAUUUACUGUAGCUGAGAUGUCCUGGCUUGGGGUGGAGGUGAUACAUGGCCAGAGUCUUUCCCCAGCUGAUCCUGAAACAGCAGUGGAUCCCUGGGAGAGCAGCACAGAUAAAGAUCCAGGCAAUAAUGAUGCUUCCUCCUCUUGGACAGCCUUUUACAGUUCUGGCCAUGGAACUUCAGAGAAGGCUGCAUAAUAUCUCUUCCUAUGGAUGGAGCAGAAUCUACUUAAUCAAUGUCCUAUUACUGGAUGAUGACGUAGUUCUCCAUACGUCACCGUUAAACCAGCGCCUGGAUGAGCAUCUCUUUACUCACAUCUUUGCAGAAGUCCUUGAUGGUUUCCGUGGAAUCGAUUCCCAGUGGGGGAAAUGAUGAGUCAAGGUUACAUACAGUUUAAGGCCUCUGAAACCUUCUCUGAUGGUCUCAUCGGGAGCAGCCACCAAGCACCUGAAGCCCAUUUUCCUUUUUGCCCUUUAUUAACAACCAUUAAAAUUGUGUAUUUAUUUAUUGCCCAUUAUUCAUUAAAUGUCUCUUUGCCUCACUACACUCUACAUGUCAUGAGGUCAAAGACAAUGUCUAUUUUGUUCACCAUAAUACCUUGCACAGCACCUGGGCUAGAGUAAGCACUCGAUAAUGUCCGAGUGGAUGAAUGGACUGCAGAAUAAAGCACUGGUGCAGAGCCCUGCUAAACUACCCUAGUUUCGCUUAGGGCUCCAUCUCCCUCUGCAUAUCUUCAUUUCCUCCUUCCCUGUUUGGAGCAGUGCCAGAGGUCUAGAAGAAAACCAGGAAGCCACAGGUCAGAGUAUAAGCAGGUUUUGCUUCAGACAUCGGCUCAGUCGGGGUAGAUGAUGUCAUAUCAGGGGCUCUAGGGAGACUCCCUUCCCCCAGAUCCCCUCUUCCACAGUUCCUGGAUUUCUACCAUGAGUCUUCUGGCCGUGAAGGAUUCCUGAUCACAUGCAAACGCUUAUUAUCUAGCUAGUAACACGCACUGAGUAGGGGGACGGCAUGGAUGCAGCCUUCUGUCUUUACGAAAACCAUGAGUCUGAAGACAUGGGUCCCAUGUCACCAUUAACUAGCUGGGUGACUUUGGAUCAACUCUUCAAAUUAUUCAAAUGACCCAUAUGAGAAACAGAGAAAAGCCAAGUAUUUCUGGUUGAAACGGAGAAGCUGGGCUGGAUUGCGCCUCCCUCCAACUCCCCGCUUUAACUCCCUAAGGUUGGUGGGAUGGCCAGCUCUAAGAUCUCAGAAGGCUGACCGGCUGUGUGCUAAGAACAAAGCAGAAGGCAGCGAGGACGUCUCCCGCGAGGCCUCCCCGUGUGUGGCUGAGGAUGGCUGAGCAGCAGGGCCGGGAGCUUGAGGCUGAGUGCCCCGUCUGCUGGAACCCCUUCAACAACACGUUCCAUACCCCCAAAAUGCUGAAUUGCUGCCACUCCUUCUGCGUGGAAUGUCUGGCCCACCUCAGCCUGGUGACUCCAGCCCGGCGCCGCCUGCUGUGCCCGCUCUGUCGCCAGCCCACAGUGCUGGCCUCAGGGCAGCCUGUCACUGACUUGCCCACGGACACUGCCAUGCUCACCCUGCUCCGCCUGGAGCCCCACCAUGUCAUCCUGGAAGGCCGUCAGCUGUGCCUCAAGGACCAGCCCAAGAGCCGCUACUUCCUGCGCCAGCCUCGAGUCUACACGCUGGACCUUGGCCCCCAGCCUGAGGGCCAGAUUGGGCCGCCCCCAGACAUGGCCUCUGUCACCGUGUCUACGCCCAUCCUCAUCCCCAGCCACCACUCUUUGAGGGAGUGUUUCCGCAACCCUCAGUUCCGCAUCUUUGUCUACCUGAUGGCCAUCAUCCUCAGUGUCACUCUGUUGCUCAUAUUCUCCAUCUUUUGGACCAAGCAGUUCCUUUGGGGUGUGGGGUGAGUGCUGUUCCCAGACAAGAAACCAAACCUUUUUCAGUUGCUGCUGGGUAUGGUGACUACGGAGCCUCAUUUGGUAUUGUCUUCCUUUGUAGUGUUGUUUAUUUUACAAUCCAGGGAUUGUUCAGGCCAUGUGUUUGCUUCUGGGAACAAUUUAAAAAAAAACAAAAAAACGAAAAGCUUGAAGGACCGGGAGAUGUGGAGCGACCUCCGGGUGUGAGUGUGGCGUCAUGGAAGGGCAGAGAAGUGGUUCUGACCACAGAGCUCCACAGCAAGUUGUGCCAAAGGGCUGCACAGUGGUAUCCAGGAACCUGACUAGCCCAAAUAGCAAGUUGCAUUUCUCACUGGAGCUGCUUCAAAAUCAGUGCAUAUUUUUUUGAGUUGCUCUUUUACUAUGGGUUGCUAAAAAAAAAAAAAAAAAAAAAAAAAAAAAUUGGUAAGUGAGCUUCAAUUCUGUGGGUAAAUGUGUGUUUGUUUCUCUUUGAAUGUCUUGCCACUGGUUGCAGUAAAAGUGUUCUGUAUUCAUUAAUUCAUUCACUUACUCAUUCCACGACCAUUUACUGGGCUGGUGCUGAGUGCCAGAAC